AUGGCGUCCGAUCCGGAGCGCGAUCAGGCCCUGGAAGAGUACAAGAACAAGCUGUUGGAGUCACGCGAGUGGGAGGCAAAGCUCAAAGCGUUACGAUUAGAGAUCAAGGGUCUUCAGAGGGACUUUGACGUGUCGGAAGACAACAUCAAGGCGUUGCAGAGUGUGGGACAGAUCAUCGGCGAGGUGCUCAAACAGCUCGAUGAGGAGAGAUUCAUUGUCAAGGCCUCCUCCGGCCCUCGCUAUGUCGUCGGCUGCCGCUCCAAAGUCGACAAGGUCAAGCUCAAACAAGGCACGCGCGUCGCCCUCGACAUGACCACCCUCACCAUCAUGCGUAUGCUGCCACGCGAAGUCGAUCCCCUCGUCUACAAUAUGUCUUUGGAAGAUCCGGGACAGGUGUCGUUUGCUGGAAUCGGAGGGCUGAACGAUCAGAUCAGAGAAUUGAGGGAGGUGAUCGAGUUGCCACUCAAGAACCCCGAACUCUUCCUACGGGUGGGCAUCAAGCCGCCAAAGGGUGUCUUGCUCUACGGCCCCCCGGGUACUGGCAAGACACUUCUGGCGCGAGCAGUGGCGAGCUCCCUGGAGACAAACUUCCUCAAGGUCGUCUCCUCCGCAAUCGUAGACAAGUACAUCGGCGAAUCCGCACGACUCAUCCGAGAGAUGUUCGGCUACGCCAAGGAACACGAGCCGUGCAUCAUCUUCAUGGACGAAAUCGAUGCCAUCGGCGGCCGACGCUUCUCCGAGGGCACUAGUGCUGACCGUGAGAUCCAGCGCACGCUCAUGGAAUUGCUCAACCAACUCGACGGCUUCGACUACCUCGGCAAGACGAAGAUCAUCAUGGCCACCAACCGCCCCGAUACCCUCGACCCGGCCCUGCUGCGUGCUGGUCGGCUGGAUCGCAAGAUCGAAAUCCCCCUGCCUAACGAAGCUGGUCGACUUGAGGUGCUGAAGAUCCACUCGGCGGGCGUGCAAAAGGAGGGCGAGAUUGAUUACGAGAGUGUUGUCAAGAUGAGCGACGGCCUCAACGGCGCGGAUCUGAGGAACGUUGUGACCGAGGCUGGCUUCUCCGCCAUCAAGGACGAUCGCGAUGCCAUCAACCAGGACGACUAUAACAAGGCUGUCCGUAAGGUGAUGGAGACGAAGAAACUCGAAACUAAACUUGAGUACGCUAAAAUUUGA
Molecule: messenger RNA, 1176 nt
Organism: Neohortaea acidophila
Lineage: Eukaryota; Fungi; Ascomycota; Dothideomycetes; Mycosphaerellales; Teratosphaeriaceae
Product: P-loop containing nucleoside triphosphate hydrolase protein
Exons: 4
Coding region: 1-1176 (391 amino acids)
Biological process (GO): positive regulation of RNA polymerase II transcription preinitiation complex assembly
Cellular component (GO): cytosolic proteasome complex; proteasome regulatory particle, base subcomplex
Molecular function (GO): ATP binding; ATP hydrolysis activity; proteasome-activating activity
Source: RefSeq, a predicted model, not a curated record